AGGUCUAAUACUUUUUUCAACUUGGGCUUGGAACGUAAUAUGUGCCCCUGAUGUCUUCACAUGGAAUUUUGCAUUUAUGUUGAUGAAUAUGGCGCAAGUUUUUCACAUUUUGUACCAGUUAAGACCAGUAAAAUUUGAUCCAGAGCUUGAAGAAGUUUACCACACACUAUUUGAGCCGUUUAAGCUAAACCGUUUACAAUUUAAACGAAUGGUAGGUGCCGAUUUUGCACAAAUUAUGUCAUUACAUGCUGGAGAGGCAUACGCUGUGCAAAAUCUGACAAGAACUGAUAGAUUAGGACUACUUUUAUCGGGAAAGGUCAAUGUAUUAUCUGACAACCAAUUUUUGCAUCCUAUACUUCCGUGUGAAUUUUUAGAUUCACCAGAAUUUGAGUCAAGCAGAAAUACAGUCGAUGAUAAAUUUAAGGUCUCCAUAGUGGCAGCUAGCACUUGCAGAUAUCUGUAUUGGCAGCGAAGCGCUUUGGAGUACUUAUUUGUUAAGGAUAACUACAUAGCUACGUUAUUAACAACAUUAAUAGCACGAGAUAUAGCGACCAAAUUGUACGCUAUGAAUAAUAAAAUAGUAACAGCUAAAGGUUCUCAUCUGGAUAUUCGACUUCCUAGUAUAACGUCUUCGUUAACGUCAGGGGAGAGUACAAAUCCCCAAUUCGGUCAAAAAAGGCUAACGGAGGUAAGUAGCAAACAGUACGAAGUUAUUUUAACAAGAGUAAUAUACAAUUCUGGAUAA
Molecule: messenger RNA, 745 nt
Organism: Diabrotica balteata
Lineage: Eukaryota; Metazoa; Arthropoda; Insecta; Coleoptera; Chrysomelidae
Source: the annotation of a GenBank genome assembly